AUGGUUGUACGCUCCGAGCAAUUCUUUCGUAACCAGCGCACGGAGGAUGAAACUGUAAAGUCUCAUCCUUUGGCCGGGGAUGGUAACUAUGCAGAAAUCCAAGAAACAGGAGUGUGCAAGAGAUAUAAGGUGGAUGGGCAGGAUAUGGAGCUGGAUGGAAGUUAUCAUGUGGUUGUGUUCUCCCGCAACCGAACGAUCGAUAACUUGAUCAAAUGUGGCCGUCUUGAUUCAGCUAUUGAGAUAUUUGAAGCAAUGCCCGUCUGUGACAUCAUCUCCUGGAACUUGGUAAUAGCUGGUCACGCUCACCAUGGGUUUCCAAAGCUGGCCCUUGAUCUCUUCAAAGAAAUGGUUUCUCAAGGCCUUAGAGAAAGCCCGUCCACAUGUUCUUCAGUUUUGGGUAUUUGCAGUGAUGCUGGGUUCUACCAAGAAGGCCUUCAAGUUCAUUGCAGAGUGGUUUUGCUUGGGUUCAAUGCAAACUUGUUUGUUGGGUCCGCACUAAUUGAUCUAUACCUGCAAGCUUCAUAUCUUAAACCUGAUUCUCUUGAAGAUGAAAUCAAAUUUGGGGUUGACCCAAAUGGUGUAACUUUCUACUAUUUGAUAUAUGCCUGUGCUCGACAUAGAAUGGGUAGAGAGGGCCUCAAGAUGCUUGAAACCAUGAUCCAGGAGGUUCUGAAGCCAGAUGUUGUAACAUUCUUGUCUGUGUUAAUGGGUUGCAGUCACUCAGGUUUGGUGAGAGAAGGGCAAUUAAUAUUUGAAUCAAUGGAAACCAUCCAUGUUGUCUACCUAGACAAGAGGCUUGUUAGAGGAAGCAAAAUUGUUGCUAAAAUGCUCACCAGUUAA
Nelumbo nucifera (sacred lotus) is the source of this 840-nucleotide messenger RNA. The record is from RefSeq and is a predicted model, not a curated record. Lineage: Eukaryota; Viridiplantae; Streptophyta; Magnoliopsida; Proteales; Nelumbonaceae.